This is a messenger RNA of Pseudophryne corroboree (corroboree frog), 8030 nucleotides long. It is a transcript of the gene UNC13B, whose product is annotated as unc-13 homolog B. Gene Ontology annotation, molecular function: calcium ion binding; syntaxin-1 binding; diacylglycerol binding. Gene Ontology annotation, biological process: synaptic vesicle priming; presynaptic dense core vesicle exocytosis; synaptic vesicle maturation. The record is from RefSeq and is a predicted model, not a curated record. The transcript is spliced from 33 exons. Bases 557 to 6691 code for a protein of 2044 amino acids. Gene Ontology annotation, cellular component: presynaptic membrane; terminal bouton; neuromuscular junction. NCBI's taxonomy places the organism in Eukaryota, Metazoa, Chordata, Amphibia, Anura, Myobatrachidae.
GGAGAGGAGGAGCACACUCUUGUAAGGAGCAGAGGUUUUCUUGCGCUUGAUGUUCAGCAUUUCCUCCGUCUGAUUGGUCUUCGCCACUCUGCAAGUUCCCCCGGCAAGCACUAAGUGGAUUACUGCAAGUUCUGCGGAUCGUGCUUGGUGUUCCGGCUGUUGUGUGUCUGUCGCUAUUGAGCCCGGUUUGUGUCUUUGCAGCUGCUCGUCUUGGGAAAGGCUGGAAGCCCAGACAGCAACGUGGGGCAAAGCCAUCUCCUCUGGGUCCUCUCGAUUGGCACCGUGGUCUCGCCUGCUGUCUCUGUGCCCCUCCCGCAUGGGUCAGGGGUGCCGCGGCCAAGCUAACACCUGCCCUUGACUUCUUUCUGAAGCUGCAAAAGUUUUCUGGUCCCCCUGGGUGGGCUCUGCCUCCCGUCUGGGUUGCUUGGUGUAGUGGGUAAGGAUCACAAGCUACAUCAUGAAGGAACCUUUGAUGAACGUUGCCCUUGGAAGGCUGACUGCACCCUAAAGUUUGCUUUGAGGCAUAAAGCUAUGCAAAGGCCAGACGCUACAGUCGAUGAUGUUUGCCAGAAGGAAACUGAAAAAAAACGAAAAUCUUACUGUCCUCCAGCACAGAAACUAUCCCGUGAAAAUCUUGACCAUAAAGCAGUCCAAGAGGCAAAAAUUAGCCCUGUGUCUGAGAGAGAAGAUGAAGAGGUUACUGCAAGGGCCAGUGGAUAAGAUAUUGGCAAACCAUGAUAACCGGAUUUCACCGGUAGAGCUUGAUACCGACCUGUUUAUGUGUGGCAUAAAAAGGAAGUCACUUAACACGGACAUCCAAGCCGCUUGCGACCUCAUGGAGCAGACUGCAGAAGGCAAGCCAGGAAUUAAUGUUGAUCCUAACAAGACAGAUUCCAAGUGGGACACAGGGUUUCAGUUAUCUGUAAACUCAGAGGAGCAGAAAAGUCAUGACCUCGAGGAGGAGAAGAACACCAAAGAACAGUGCUCUGAAUUGCUUUCUCCUUGUCAAACUAACGGGCUACCAGUCGACCAACAGGAUCUGUCCACUAUAAGUAUUACAAUGAGCUGGAAGGAGAUCACUGAAAAUAGUCAGCUUCUGUGCCAGGACAUCCCAUCUGAGUCCAGCUCUGAAAGCAGCUCUGUCAUGAGUGAUCGGUCUGGGGAUGUGGUGGACUAUAUCAUCAAGGAAUUGCAGGGUAUCAGUCGAAUUCAGGCCGAGAUUGCAGAGCUGCGACAGCACUUGAGUUUGAUAAAAGGUUCGGUGGAUGAAGUCUCCACUUGCGUCGAUUCUGUUCUGAAUGAGAUCGAAGUGUUGCAAGUUGGUAGCGGCUCAUCCCCAAAAAGACCCGCACUUAGAGAAUCUUGUGGUGACUCCCUGAUUGAAGAGACUGUGUUGUGUUUUUAUGGAAUCUCAGAACAUGAAGAUGAGAACGUGCUGGAGAGGGUACACUGUCUAUUGUGCGAUCACCAUUGCUUUAAUGGCAUUCAAAGCAGAGACUAUAUAAAAGAGGCUUACAGGCUUGGCUCUGGGUCCAACACAGUGCUAGGCCCAAGACCAACAGUUGUUAAACUCUCUCACCCUGAUCACAGAGACUUUAUACUUCAAAGAUCAAUCAACUUCCAAAGCUCUGGAGUGAGGAUCGUUCCAUAUGAAGAACACAGUUUUCAAAAUAGACUGAGAGCAAAUUCUCUCUCCGUCCUUCAGCAUGGUCUGAGAGAAAACCGCUGGAGCUCCUUGAGCCUAGAUAAGGAGGUGGUGCGGACAGAUGACACUGGAGGCGAGCGUAAGACUGAGUCAUUCCGGAUAAGGUAUCAAAACAAAAGUACAGAGGUCCCUUGUGGUGGAGAGGAGUUUCUUUUUGCACAAAAAUGUACAUUGGCAAAAAAAUGCAGUUUAUCAGAGGGGGAGAUGGCCAGAGGUGACAUGAGUGAGACCACCGAGCAGUGUCUACAAAAAAGCGUCAGUCAUCUUUGCAUCCGUCUUGACUCUCAGGAAUCUCAGAAGAGCUUGCAUUCACCCAAUGUGUCGUCUUCCCCUGGCGAAAAAUCAACAUGUCGAUGUUCUAGAUUGCUAGCGCAUUCCAAUCACUUGAGCACAUCAUCGGAGACGGAGGAAGCGGCGAUCGCCAUCCGCAGGUGCUGCUCAAUUGUCGAUGACCAUGAUGGAAUCUGUAAAGGGGACGUCGACCUGGAUUCCAGGGUACAGUUUCGCAGUACAGAGAAAAUUAACGUGAUUAUUAAGGAUCCAUCUGGCAGUUUCACCUCCUUAAGCUUUGAUGACACAGUAGGCAAGUGUUCUGCCGGAACCGUAGGAGAAUCCUUGAAGGAAGUGGUCCACAUAGACCUAGACGGCCAAGAGAAGACCGGCCAUGUCUUUAGAGAUUUCCUCGAUCAGCCAGAUGAAAACAUAGAUAUAGUAGACAUCAAGUUUUAUGCAAAUAAAUUAGGCAAAGCCCUCAAUCAUUUCCGGUCCGCUUUAAAAGUUGUUUUUCAUAAACUUGAAAGUCCGGACGCCUUUAUGGAACAUAAAGAAACCGUGUUUCCAGUGCCUGAUUAUGAAACUCUACAAAGACUCAACAGUAUCGGCAGUGGUCACUUCAACGAUAGUCUUCCUACACAUUCCAGCAUGAGUAACAGCUACAGUUCCAGCUCAAUUCUAAAAGAAGAUGCAUAUUUUGUGCUCAACAGGGUCCCCUCGCUAGCCCAUGAGUCCUCUAUCCCGUCCUUGGUCCUGUCCCCUGAUGUAGACCUGAAUGGCCCUGAGACAGUGGCUUCUCCUGAGCAGGUGCUUGAAAGUGGUGACCUCUCUGUGGGGGUCAAGGAAGGCAAGCCUCUCAGACUGGACCAAGUCUGCGUAGAGACCAUCUAUCUCAACAAGUGCAUCAACAACUUCAAAAACGUCUUGCGGGAGAAGAAGAAGAUGCAGCGGAAGCUCCUGAAAGAUAUUGUACAGGAAACCUUCUGGACUUCGGCUGAAGAAAUGAGCUCAGAGGGGACUAGAGCAGACCAUCAGACUCAAGAUGACGGAGACCCAUCAAAGCCGCCGUGGUUUAAAGGAGGGUCUGGAGGGGGCUUGUAUGGAAUUGACAGUAUGCCGGACCUUCGCAAGAAGAAGCCGAUCCCAUUGGUCAGCGAUUUGUCCCUGGUUCAGUCUAGGAAAGCCGGCAUUACUUCCGCCAUGGCCACACGAACAUCUCUCAAGGAUGAAGACCUGAAAUCGCACGUUUACAAAAAAACUCUCCAAGCCUUAAUCUACCCCAUCUCCUGCACAACGCCUCACAACUUCGAGGUGUGGACCGCCACUACCCCCACCUACUGCUAUGAGUGUGAGGGCCUACUGUGGGGCAUCGCCCGGCAAGGAAUGCGCUGCUCCGAAUGUGGGGUCAAGUGUCAUGAAAAGUGCCAAGACUUACUGAAUGCUGACUGCCUACAACGUGCUGCUGAGAAGAGCUCCAAGCACGGCGCAGAGGACCGCACUCAGAAUAUCAUCAUGGCAAUGAAGGACCGAAUGAAGAUCAGGGAGAGGAACAAGCCAGAGAUCUUUGACGUCAUCCGAGACGUCUUUAAUGUGGGCAAAGUGGCCCACGCGCAGCAGAUGAAGACUGUGAAGCAAAGCGUACUGGACGGCACAUCAAAGUGGUCCGCCAAGAUCACCAUCACCGUUCUGUGCGCUCAGGGCCUACAAGCCAAAGACAAGACCGGCUCCAGCGAUCCCUAUGUCACUGUACAAGUGGGAAAGACCAAGAAGAGAACGAAGACGAUAUACGGGAACCUGAAUCCGGUGUGGGAGGAGAAAUUCCACUUCGAGUGCCAUAAUUCCUCGGACCGCAUCAAGGUUCGUGUCUGGGAUGAGGAUGAUGACAUCAAGUCCCGGGUAAAGCAGAGGUUGAAGCGUGAAUCGGAUGAUUUCUUGGGACAGACCAUCAUUGAAGUGCGGACACUGAGUGGAGAGAUGGACGUUUGGUAUAACCUGGAGAAAAGAACAGACAAGUCGGCUGUCUCCGGGGCUAUCCGCUUGCAAAUAAAUGUUGAGAUUAAGGGAGAGGAGAAAGUAGCACCGUACCAUGUUCAGUACACGUGUCUCCAUGAGAACCUCUUUCACCACCUCACAGACAUACAGGGCAGCGGGGUGGUGAAGAUUCCAGAAGCAAAGGGCGACGACGCCUGGAAGGUUUACUUUGACGAGACGGCCCAGGAGAUUGUCGAUGAGUUUGCCAUGCGAUACGGGAUUGAGUCUAUUUACCAGGCCAUGACACACUUUGCCUGUCUAUCAUCCAAGUACAUGUGUCCUGGCGUCCCGGCUGUUAUGAGCACCUUACUCGCCAAUAUCAAUGCCUACUAUGCCCAUACUACCGCCUCCACCAACGUGUCCGCCUCUGACCGCUUCUCAGCGUCUAACUUCGGGAAAGAGCGUUUCGUGAAGCUCCUGGACCAGCUGCACAAUUCCCUGCGCAUCGAUCUCUCCAUGUACCGGAACAAUUUCCCUGCCAGCAGCCCAGACAGAUUGCAGGACUUAAAGUCCACCGUGGAUUUACUGACCAGCAUCACGUUCUUCCGCAUGAAGGUACAAGAGUUGCAGAGUCCGCCCCGGGCCAGCCAGGUGGUCAGGGACUGUGUGAAAGCCUGCCUGAACUCCACCUACGAGUACAUAUUCAACAACUGCCACGAGCUGUACAGCCGAGAGUACCAGACUGACCCCAGCAAGAAGCAAGAUCUGCCUCCUGAAGAACAAGGGCCCUGUAUAAAGAAUCUGGACUUCUGGCCGAAGCUGAUCACGCUGAUCGUAUCCAUAAUUGAGGAGGAUAAGAACGCCUACACCCCAGUACUGAACCAGUUUCCUCAGGAGCUGAGUGUGGGGAAGGUCAGCGCGGAGGUCAUGUGGAACCUCUUCUCUCAGGACAUGAAGUAUGCUAUGGAAGAACAUGAGAAGCAUCGACUGUGCAAGAGUGCCGACUACAUGAACCUGCACUUCAAGGUGAAGUGGCUGUUCAACGAGUAUGUGCGGGACCUGCCGGCUAUGAGGGAUAAAGUGCCGGAAUAUCCCGCGUGGUUCGAGCAGUUUGUCAUGCAGUGGCUGGACGAGAACGAGGAGGUCUCCCUGGAAUUUCUGCACGGAGCGCUGGAGCGCGACAAGAAAGAUGGGUUCCAGCAGACGUCCGAGCACGCCCUGUUUUCCUGCUCCGUUGUGGACGUAUUCACCCAGCUUAACCAGAGCUUUGAGAUCAUUAAGAAGCUGGAAUGCCCUGAUCCGGUUAUUGUGGCGCACUACAUGCGGAGAUUUGCCAAGACAAUCAGCAAAGUCCUGCUGCAGUACUCAGAGAUUCUCUCCAAAUCGUUCCAGUCAUACUGCUUCAAGGAGAAGUUGCCCUGUAUUCUGAUGAACAACGUGCAGCAGCUCCGCGUGCAGCUGGAGAAGAUGUUUGAGGCUAUGGGGGGAAAAGAGUUGGAUCCUGAGGCCAGCGACACCCUGAAGGAACUGCAGGUGAAGCUUAACAACGUCUUGGAUGAACUGAGCGCUGUGUUUGGGAAUAGCUUCCAGUUCCGUAUAGAUGAAUGUAUUAAGCAGAUGUCCGAGAUUCUGGGUCACGUGAAGGGCACUGGGAACGUACCAGCCAAUGCCAGGAACACUGUGGCACAGGAUGCAGACAAUGUCCUGCGGCCUUUAAUGGACUUCUUGGAUGGAAACCUGACGCUGUUUGCUACCGUAUGUGAGAAGACCGUAUUAAAACGCGUCUUGAAGGAGCUCUGGAGGGUGGUGAUGAACACGAUGGAGAAGAUGAUUGUCCUGCCGCCCCUGACAGAUCAGUCGGGCACUCAGUUGAUUUUCAGUGCUGCAAAGGAAUUGGGGCAGUUAUCAAAACUGAAGGAUCACAUGGUGAGAGAAGAGACCCGCAGCCUUACUCCAAAGCAGUGCGCUGUAAUGGACCUUGCUCUAGAUACCAUCAAGCAAUACUUUCACGCUGGAGGAAAUGGCCUUAAGAAAACUUUCUUGGAGAAGAGUCCGGACUUGCAGUCUUUACGCUACGCCCUGUCCCUAUACACGCAGACCACGGACACGCUCAUCAAAACCUUUGUGCAAACCCAGACCGCGCAAGUGCAUGAUGGGAAGGGUGUUAGGUAUACGGCUAAUGAGGACGCACACCCCGAGAAGGGCUCCGGUGUGGAUGAUCCCGUGGGAGAAGUGUCUAUACAGAUAGACCUGUUUACGCACCCAGGAACUGGGGAGCAGAAGGUGACAGUGAAAGUGGUGGCUGCAAAUGACCUGAAGUGGCAGACGACCGGCAUGUUCCGCCCGUUUGUGGAGGUCACCAUGAUUGGUCCUAACCAGAGCGACAAGAAACGGAAAUUCACCACCAAAUCAAAGAGCAACAACUGGGCUCCCAAGUACAAUGAGACCUUCCACUUUAUUCUGGGGAACGAGGAUGGACCGGAGUGCUACGAACUGCAGGUCUGUGUAAAGGAUUAUUGCUUUGCCCGGGAGGACCACGUGUUGGGAAUAGCUGUGUUACAGUUGCGGGACAUUGCCGACAAGGGGAGCUGUGCUUGCUGGUGCCCUAUGGGCCGUCGUGUCCAGAUGGAUGAAACUGGAUUGACCAUCCUGCGGAUACUCUCACAAAGGACCAACGACGAGGUGGCCCGGGAGUUUGUCAAGCUGAAAUCAGAGACUCGGUCCACAGAGGAGGGCAGCUGAGGUCGGACCACGAACUCUAUUAUGUGCCAAUUUGCCAGCUCGUGCUGCCUUCCAGCUUCCUACCCCGUAGCCCGCACAUGGAGCAGGGAGCGGAUUGCCAGACCGGAAGAUUAUUUAUUUUUUCUGUAUUUCCAGACAUCAAGAGACACUUUUAGUAAAGAAAAUAAGAUGUUAUCUUAUAACCGAAAUAUUUAUAUAAUAAAAUGACUGUAGAGGACGUGGAUUGUGCAUCUGCCAGUGUGUGGAGCACUGCCAUCCUGUCCCUAAAGGGGGGGGGGGGGUCAGAGGUCCAGGAAAGUCUGGAUAACGCAAAAGACACUUUCUCCCGCUGCUGUGAUAUUUAUGUGACUGUUAAGGCAAUAAGACACCGGCGGCCGAACCUCUGGUGCACGACUGUGCCGCUCGCAGACUGAACAGAAUAAGGAUCGGAGCGCCGCGUGUGAAUGUGCAGAUCUGCGCAGCCUUGCAGAGCAGUUGUCGACUCUUACCACUAUAACUAAUGUAGCAACCAAGAACAAGACCGCCCAGGGUUCGGCGGCUCCCCCAAAAACAUUUUAGCAACUUGCAAUAUAGUUGUUUUUUGUAGUUUUUUUUUUUAAUUCUAUUUAAAGAUCUUGUCUGCUUUACCGACAACCUUUUAUUUUUAUUACAGAAUUUUGUUGCCGCGUAAUAUUUCCGGCUUCUCAACAUUUUAUUUAGUUUUUUUUUAAGGUUUUCAGCGCUGGUAUAUUUUUGGGCGUUACCUUGCAGGACUUCGUAUGGGGGGGGGCGUAACGUAGAGGAGGACUGACAUAUGUAUUAUCAAGGGAUAGUGUUACAAUCAGCUCAUGUGCCAUAAUGCCUGGGUGGUGCUUUGUGCGCGACGUACAGUUCUGUCGCGGUUUUUGGAAAAGAUGAGAGGGGUUUUUUUAUUGUGAUUUUUGCACUAUUGAGGGGGGGGGGGGUUGUUUUCUGAAUUGAGACAGGUUUUUGCGGAGACCCCCGAGGAUAAUUAGAACAAUACACUGGGGCGGGGGAGGGGGGUCAGUUCUAUCCUAGCUCCUCCCCAAUCACAACCUUGUAUUAUAUAGUAUACUGAAUACCGGUGCGAGGGUAGGGUACGCUGUUACAUUUAACCUGCAUUGUACAGAUGUAAGAAGCUCACUUAGAAGCUCGCAGGCUUGUAGUGUGACCUCUCGUCCCGAGACUGUGACUGUGUACACCGUACCUGCCAGUGUGUGAGAUAUGACUGUAUUAUGUGUUACAAUAUGUGAGAAUACCCUGUAGAUCUGUAACCGUAUGUGCCAUUGUUACAGAGCAGAUAAGUCCAGCCAUCAAUAAAGGCUCUUUAAAACAGCGA